Molecule: messenger RNA, 2540 nt
Organism: Helicoverpa armigera (cotton bollworm)
Lineage: Eukaryota; Metazoa; Arthropoda; Insecta; Lepidoptera; Noctuidae
Gene: Zw10
Product: centromere/kinetochore protein zw10 homolog
Exons: 5
Coding region: 143-2338 (731 amino acids)
Biological process (GO): mitotic spindle assembly checkpoint signaling; endoplasmic reticulum to Golgi vesicle-mediated transport
Cellular component (GO): RZZ complex
Source: RefSeq, a predicted model, not a curated record
UUCUUAGUAAAUACUUUACGAAAUGCAGUAACCUCUAACAAAUACCACUCAAGGCAACGCCGACACUCGCACAAAUCACCCAAUCGUGAAAAACAUCCAGAGCCUUCAAUUAAAAAAGAUAGAUCCAAAAGAAAACAUUAAAAUGGAGGAAUAUAAUGUAGAUAAUGUACUGAAAAAUAUUUUUGAUGUCAAUGAAACUAACUGGAAACCUUCUGAGAAGAUUCCUCUUAUAUCCAAAGAAAUAGAACAAUUAAAGAAUGACUUAAAGUCGUUCUUGAUCUCUACUGAACAUGAUGUGACAUCAAUACUGGAGGAAAGUGCAGCAUUAUGCUCAGAGACACAAACUUUAGCCGAGGAUAUGGAAGUUUGUAAGGUGGAAAUAGAACAGGAGACUAUGGCUGAAAUACUCAAGUCAUUAGCCAACCGUGAUCAGCUGCAAAAUGAACUUACAUCCAUUAACUUUGCUCUCAACAUAGUCCGUGAUGUGCUUCUUUGUGGGCAGUUUGUUAAGGAGUUUGACGAUGGACGGGAGGCACAGAGUUUCACUAGGGCUGUGGAAGCUGUGUAUGAUCUUCUGCAGCAUGCUGAGUCUCCAGCAGAAGGGUUCCAGAACUUAGAAGUGUACAGCAACACUAGACAUACAGCACAGUUAAUAUGGGAGAACCUUCUCACUGAUUUGUAUACUGAGUGGGGCCGGAUGGUAACUUGGAACAUAAAAGCUGGCACUCGAAAAACUGUAGUCACCAUUAAUUUAAGCUUUGACGAGUCCCUCAUUGUUGUUGAUAUUCUUAAUGCCCUUGAUAGGAGUAAGAAAUUGACUGAAAGAGUAGCUGAAUUUGCCCAGUUUCUUCUAAAAGAAGUUCUUAUGCCUAUAAUACACAGUGAUGUGACUGUGUAUGAUGAAACUGAUGAAUUGAUGACUGUUACUAUAAUGCACAAGCAGAAUUUUAAACCUCGAUAUGAUGCUGUUAUAGCUAACUUAAGAAUACUCUUCAAUUACUUGAACAAUAAGCUAAAUGUUGAUUUUAAGCGAGACACCACAAUAAUGAGGAUGGUUGGCAUAGAGAUCAGUUCUGAGUUUAGGGACAUACUGAUCAAAGACUGUCUGAUUGAUACCAUACCAAAUAAUAUAAAUGAUCUACAGAUAUACGGAAGGAUCACUUCAGAAAUACAGGAGUUUCAGAACUUCUUAGUUUUAGUUAAGUUCUUUACUGAAGAUUGUCUCUCUAUAUUGCAUUAUUUGAACAACAUUGAUGUUCUGUUUGCUAAUAAGUCGAGCCAGCAUUUCUUGGAAACAGCCAGGGCUAUAAUGCUAAAAGAUUUGAGUGCUUCAAUGUCUAUUGGAGUGGAGCAUGUGCCCAAUGAUGGGCUGGAGAUAAAGCUGGAGGAAGAAGGAGCAGAGGCAUUGAAUAUUCUGGAUAAGACUAUUCCAAAGAGUUUGUACUUCUUCCCGAGGUGCAUGAUAUCGAAGACUGCUCAGGAGCUGUUGGACGUGGCUUAUGUGAUGAUGGAGCAGGCGGUGCAGUGUUCCGAUGUGGUGUGCAAGAAGCUGUAUAAUACCACUCGGUUGGUGUUUGAACUGUAUGAUGCGGUGGUACCGUAUCACCAUGAGAACUAUCUGCAAACCAUCCCACAGUAUGUUGCCCUCUUCCACAACAACUGUAUGUACCUAGCGCACAAUCUUCAACUGUUUGGUGACAAAUGGCUGGUCCUCAUGGAGGGACGGGAACUGGACUAUCCCAUCGGCUUUGUGGACUUGGUGCAGAAGAUCAGAGACCUGGGCUAUAAGCACCUCACUAUACAUAUGCAGCAGCAGAGGAAACAGAUAUUGGACAAUAUUAGGUCUUCAGAUCUGAACUGCAUAGUUGUAAAGGACGUGUUGAGCGACAACGCGGAGGCGGCGGUCCGUCAGUGCCUCCGACAACUGCAUUUAUUGAAGAACGUCUGGAUAGGAGUCUUUCCUAAUAAUGUCUUUACCAGACUGAUGGCAACACUAGUCAACAUGUUUCUGGACGAGCUGAUCCAUCGCGUGUGCACCGUGGAGGAUAUAUCCAUGGAGAUGGCCACACAGCUCACUGAAAUGUACACUAUCGUUGUGCAGAAGGCUCCACAUCUUUUCCAGAACCCGACCGACAUAGAACAACACGUUCAAUCCUGGAUCAAGCUUCAAGAGUUGAUAUUCGUCCUAGGUGGUUCCCUUAAAGACAUCGAGAACCACUGGAAAGACGGUACCGGUCCCCUCGCCGUCCACUUCAGGAAUGAAGAACUUCGCAGCCUCAUCAAAGCUCUGUUCCAAAAUACGCAGAUGCGAGCCAACCUUCUCUCCAAAAUAAAAUAAAUAAUUCUCAGUGUUAGACGUCAGUUUCACCAUAUAAAACGGUGUUAAAUUCUAUUAAAUGUGUCAUUUCAUUUACUACUACAAACAUUUGUGUAAGAAUUGAUGUUACUCACAAGAUAAUUCAAUAUUACAAUAAGUUAAAUUGUAAAACAUUAAAUUAAAUUAUCCAAAUAAAUGUUUACAGAAGAACAGAAUAUCUGUA